CUCUUCACUUCUCCCACGCAGCAAAUCUGGGGACAACUCCAGCUCCAGCCUGGGGGAUGUGGUGACAGGGACCCGCAGACCCACCCCCCCCGCCAGCGCGAAGCAGAAGCAGAAGUCGGCCGAGCAUGUGCCCCCCUAUGAUGUGGUGCCCUCCAUGAGGCCAAUCAUCCUGGUGGGACCCUCGCUGAAGGGCUACGAGGUCACAGACAUGAUGCAGAAAGCUCUCUUUGACUUCCUGAAGCAUCGCUUCGAUGGCAGGAUCUCCAUCACGCGGGUGACAGCUGACAUCUCGCUGGCCAAGCGCUCGGUGCUCAACAACCCCAGCAAGCACACCAUCAUCGAGCGCUCCAGCACCCGCUCCAGCCUGGCCGAGGUGCAGAGCGAGACCGAGCGCAUCUUCGAGCUGGCCAGGACCCUGCAGCUGGUGGCCCUGGACGCCGACACCAUCAACCACCCUGCCCAGCUGGCCAAGACCUCCCUGGCCCCCAUCAUCGUCUACAUCAAGAUCACCUCCCCCAAGGUCCUGCAGCGGUUGGUGAAGUCCCGAGGCAAGUCCCAGGCGAAGCAUCUCAACGUGCAGAUGGUGGCCUCAGACAAGCUGGCACAGUGCCCACCCGAGAUGUUCGACAUUGUGCUGGACGAGAACCAGCUGGAGGAAGCCUGCGAGCACCUGGCCGAGUACCUGGAGGCCUACUGGAAGGCCACGCACCCCCCCAGCAGCAACCCCCCCAACCCCCUGCUCAGCCGCACCAUGGCCACGGCCGCCCUGGCCGCCAGCCCCGCGCCCGUCUCCAACCUGCAGGGUCCCUACGAGGGGCAACCAGGCCGCCUCCGGCAAGGGGCAGCUGAAGCGGGGGGGCCCACUCAGGUGCGACCCCCUCCGGCGGCACCCUCCCGCCCGACCCCCCGCAGCCUGCCCCGCCAGGACACCUUCGACGAGGAGACCGCGGGGGGCACCGAGCCCCCCGACUCCUGCUGCAUGGACGUCGAGAUGGAGCCCGUGGAAGAGGAGCCGCCAGACCCCCCCAAAAGCGGUGCCCGUGGCCCGCCCCCGCCCGGCCAGCAGCCCCCCAGCAGUGCCCGGGAGGAGGACGGGGGGGGGGAGGGUCGGGGGCUGCGGGGUCGAGCCAAGGGUCGGGACCAGCCUGAGCCGCCGGAGCCGCCGGGCAGGAGCGCGGCGGAGGGCUGGGGGCAGGACGUUUACACCCGUUAGGGUGCGGGGGGGUUGCAGGCAGGGGAUGGACCCCCACAGCCCCCCCCCCCGCCCCCCCACUGAUGCCUUUGUGCCCCCCCAGCCUGGCCAGCUGUGCCAUGGGGAGCUCCUGCUUUGCCCCAUGGCAUCCCCCUGCCCCCCCCUUUCCAACCUUCCCCCCCCCCACCCAGCAUCUUACGGUGCCUCUGGCCCUCCCCAUAGAGGAGGGGGGGGGGCGCAAAGUGACCAAAGGGGACACCCCCACCCACCCCCCACCGCGGGAGCUCUGCCCGUGGCUGGUGUGUCCCCAGACAUGGAGUGUGUGGGGGGGGUCAUGAUCUCUACCCAGCUCUUGCCUGCUGGCUGCCCCCCCCCCGGGUACCCUCGCGUCUCCAUGGUGCUGUUUGCCAGCAGGGGGGGGGACCUGCCAGCAGCGUGAGUGUGCCCCCUCCCCCCAAGCCAGUGCCUGCACCCCUGCAGGGCUGUGAGCCUCCCCCCCCCCGACCCACGGAUGCUGCGGGGGGGGGGGGUGGGGAGGGGCUGCAUGCGUGUGCCGUGUGUGCAGGGGUCUGGGUGGGGGGGGGUCUCCGGCAGUGGAGAGGUCCCUGCUGCCCCAGGCUGUGCCCCCCGACCCCGGGGCGGGGGGGGGCAGUUUGCAUGUGUUUGCCUUGGAGUGGCUCUGCCUGAACUGCUUUUGGGGGGGGG
This is a messenger RNA of Pogoniulus pusillus (Red-fronted tinkerbird), 1897 nucleotides long. It is a transcript of the gene CACNB1, whose product is annotated as calcium voltage-gated channel auxiliary subunit beta 1. The record is from RefSeq and is a predicted model, not a curated record. NCBI's taxonomy places the organism in Eukaryota, Metazoa, Chordata, Aves, Piciformes, Lybiidae. Gene Ontology annotation, molecular function: voltage-gated calcium channel activity. The transcript is spliced from 9 exons. Gene Ontology annotation, cellular component: voltage-gated calcium channel complex. Gene Ontology annotation, biological process: calcium ion transmembrane transport. Bases 155 to 1213 code for a protein of 352 amino acids.